Messenger RNA from Cyanidioschyzon merolae strain 10D, 2766 nucleotides. RefSeq names its product puromycin-sensitive aminopeptidase. The transcript has a single exon. The coding region runs from base 1 to 2766 and encodes 921 amino acids. Gene Ontology annotation, cellular component: cytoplasm. Lineage: Eukaryota; Rhodophyta; Bangiophyceae; Cyanidiales; Cyanidiaceae. Gene Ontology annotation, molecular function: peptide binding; metalloaminopeptidase activity; zinc ion binding. The record is from RefSeq and is a predicted model, not a curated record. Gene Ontology annotation, biological process: peptide catabolic process; proteolysis.
AUGGUAGAACGUCAACUCUUACCGAAAACGGUUCGACCGCUUUUAUAUGAUAUCACUCUCGAGCCGGGACUGGAGCCUCGUCUACACGAGUCGGUGGCGACUUCUGACGGCGUUACGAGCGAGACGAGCGCUCCAGCGGGGCCACCAGCUGGAUCGCCACAACACCCAGGUGAUACUGAAGACGAAGAUGCAGCGUUUACUUUCCAGGGACAGGAGACUGUUGAACUCGAGGUGCUCGAGGACACGAGCUCCAUCGUUCUCAACGCACUUGAGCUAAAAAUUCACAGUGCGCGCCUCAACGGCGUGGAAGCACACAGCAUCACCAGUGACCCUGACGCUCAGACAGCUCGCCUGGAGUUUGGCCAAAAGUUUGCAGCUGGAACACGGGUGCGGUUGGAGCUGACCUUCCAGGGUAUUCUGAACUCGAAAAUGGUCGGAUUCUAUCGAGCAAAAUAUCAGGAUCCAGAGAGCGGCACUGUCAAGUAUAUGGCUGUGACGCAGUUUGAACCGACCGAUGCGCGGCAAGCUUUCCCCUGUUGGGACGAGCCCGCGCUCAAGAGCCGGUUCCGGAUAACUCUCGUGAUUCCAUCGGAUCGGCAGGCGAUCUCGAAUAUGCCAGUGGAGCAGGAGACCGUUCGGACCUCGGAUGGGCGGAAGGUUGUUCGCUUUGAAGAGACACCUCUCAUGUCGACGUAUCUCGUAGCGUUUGUCGUGGGAGAGUUCGAUUAUGUCGAAGGGCGCACCGCUGAAGGUGUACAAGUCCGAGUUUACACGCAGAAAGGAGUAGCUCAUCAGGGCGCUUUCGCGCUCGAUUGUGCCGUCAAAGUGCUUUCGUAUUUCACCGAGUUUUUCGGUACACCGUAUCCGCUCCCGAAAGAGGAUCUAAUCGCUGUUCCGGAUUUCGCGGCUGGUGCUAUGGAGAACUGGGGUUGCAUCACAUUCCGAGAGACCGCGUUACUAUUGGACCCGGAGCGGAGCGCUGCAAGCGCUCGUUCCCGCGUUGCCGAGGUCGUCGCACAUGAGCUUGCACAUCAAUGGUUUGGGAAUCUGGUGACGAUGGAAUGGUGGACGCAUUUGUGGCUGAACGAGGGCUUUGCAACCUGGGCCGCAGAACUUGCCGUCGAUCAUCUCUUUCCCAGCUGGCAGCAAUGGAUGCAGUUUGUUUCAACGACGUUUGCAGCGGCGCUGCGAUUGGAUGCGCUACGCUCGUCGCACCCGAUCGAAGUGGAGGUCGCUCGUGCUCAGCAAGUCAAUGAAAUUUUUGAUGCAAUCUCGUACUGUAAGGGAGCUUCCGUUAUCCGCAUGUUGGCAAACUAUCUGGGUCUCGAAGUUUUCCGCAAUGGCCUCUGUCGUUAUCUCAACAAGUUUACGUACGGGAAUGCGAGCACGGAUGAUCUGUGGCAGGCGCUCGAAGAGGAGUCUGGCAAACCGAUAUCCCAUAUGAUGCGUUCGUGGACGCGUCAGACUGGCUAUCCUGUGAUUUAUUUUGAUGAUGCAAACAUGAUCGUUCGGCAAGAGCGUUUUCUGGCGGAUGGCGGAAGCGUUUCCCAUACAUCUCGAGUGAAUACGAACGCGGACAGCGACUCGAAUACAGCACCGACGCACUGGGUCGUGCCCCUGGGCAUGAUGGAUAGCAGUCAACCAGCAGUGCCGCGCUACUUCCUGCUCGAUGCGAAGCAGGCAGAGCUUCAGUCGAUAUUGGGAACGGCGUCGAAUGCUUCGGAGCAGCGCUGGAUCAAGAUGAAUCCGCACCAGACUGGUACGUAUCGCGUGAAUUACACCCCAGAAAUGUGGCAACGCCUAGUGGAGCCCAUCCAGACCAAGGUGCUCGGCGCAACCGAUCGACUUGGACUCGCCAUGGACGCAUUCGCCUUGACGAAGGCUGGCAUUCUGCCGGCGUCUGUUGCUCUCCAAAUGCUCGCAGCGUUUUCGAAAGAAGACGAUUAUGCAUGCUGGCUCGACGUGGUUGGCUCUCUCGGAGAGCUCGGAGCGGUUUUCGCGUCCGACGAGCCCUCGCUACGGUCGCAGUUUGACCGCUUUGCCUGUGAUCUCAUGCGCUACACUGCUGAACGCAUCGGAUGGAAACCGGAACCCAACGAGGAACACGUUACCGCGUUACUGCGGUCGCUUCUGCUUGGGGCACUCGUGAAGCACGCCGAUUCGAGCACUGUGAACGAAGCUCGCCGGAGCUGGAAGGCCGAACAGGACGGAACGGAUCGUGUCCCGGCAGAUCUUCGACUCGCAGUCAUGUCUGCGGUCGUCCAGUACGGUACAGAUGCGGAUUUUGAUGCAGUACUGCAAGCGUACGCCCAAGCGGUUAUGGAUGAGGAGCGGGUGCGCUGUAUUCGUGCCCUCGGUUGUACGCGCGACCCGGCCAAAAUCCGUUGGUUGCUCGACUGGGGUCUUGAUCGUUCUCAGGUCAAGUCUCAGGAUGCGAUUUACGUCUAUUCGACGCUGGCUGCGAACACGGACUCUGGACGUCGAGCCACCUGGCAAUACCUGCGUGAGCAUUGGUCGACCUUUUAUCAGCGGUUUGGGAAAGGCAACUUUCUCUUGUCGAGCUUCGUUUCCUCGAUACUCAGAGACUUUUCUUCUGAAGAAGCAGCUGAGGAAGCUGAAGCGUUUUUUGCCUCCAUCCCAGACAAGGAGCGGGAGAGUAUCCAGCGCACCAUCCAGCAGAGCACUGAGCGCAUUCGCGCGAAUGCGGCGUGGCGCCAGCGGGACAUGCACGCCGUUCGGGCGUGGCUUGCAGAACGCUGCGGCUGA